CGUUUAUAUUUAACUCUCUACGUGUUAACAUUGUCGUACAUACUUCAAACCAGGAAGAUUUAAACAUAUAUAAAUACACAGUACAAAUGAUGUUUUAAAGCAACCAUGAACCUGAAUUUAAGUUUUCUGAUAUUUGGAAUAUUCAUUUCGCUCUCAGAAGGUACAUCCACUAUUCAAGUACCAAGCGCUGGUAACUGUGGUGAUGAUACAGUUCUAACAUGUCAGGUUACUGGUAAUAUUGGCUUUACUGGCUGGUAUGGAAUAAACAGAGAUCUCGUAGCAAAUGGGGUUGCUGUAAGACCAGAGGACAACAACAAAUAUACAGACAGCAAAGGAACAUCAUCGUUCACAUUGACAAUACACAACACCAACAUUACCGAUGGAGGGGAUUAUAAAUGUAGGAAUGGAUUUGAUGAAAGUCAGUUAAAACGUCUAAAUAUAGAAUGUAAAGCAUCAUCAGCUACACACAGCGUUACAAGUGGAAAGGAAGUACAGAUAACAGUAGAUAAACUAUAUCCUGUCUCACCAAGACUUACUGCUACAUUUAAAAGACAGAAAAGCGCCAUACAGAUAUCAGGAUCUUCAGCAUGUUCAAGCAGUACACAGUAUACAGGCUACUAUAGAUGUGUGUGGACUUCUAGUAACUCUUUAGAUGAUGGGUCGUAUACAUACAGCAUUGUUGUUAUAACAAUCACACAAGCUGCUCCAAUAAAAGGAUCAUUUAAAAUAGCUUCACCUUCAACACCAUUGAUUUCAAAUGUUGUGCAGUUGAAUGCUAGUCGUAAAGUUGUUUACGGAAAUGAAGGACAAUCUCUGACAAUACAAUGUACUUCAACUGGAGGAUAUCCCUCACCAACGGUAACCUGGUAUAAGAAUAGUGUAUCUAGUUCUAAUCAGUUGUCCUCUACAAGUUCAGGGACAAUACAAAGUGACGGUACAUACACUGUCAACUUACAACAUACAUUUACACCUGCUACAUCAGAUGAUAGGAAAUAUUUGAUAUGUAGAUCGUACUAUCCUCAAGCUGAUAGUGCUCAAGUUGGAUCAAACAGCAAGUCUGUGUUAAUUUACCUAAGACUAAAGCCUAGCCAGCCAACAGUUACACAGACAUCUGUUGUACCAGCUGGUAGUACUGUAACGGUUAGAUGUACAACAAGCGGGUGUAGACCAGCAGCCAGUAUAUCCUGGUUAUAUCAAGGUAUGACGUUUAGUGGCAGUACAACAAACACAGCCGAUGCUGCAACAGAAACAUUUACAGUUUUUUCUACAUAUACCAGACAGGUGACAGCUUCAGAUAAUGGACAAAGUAUACAGUGUAUAGUUACUCAUCCUGCAUUAGUGAGUCCCGCACAACUGACUAGAUCAACAAAUUUAACUGUUCAAUUUUCAGCUGGACCAUCAACGACACAAAUAACAGGUAACAGAGAAAUGAUUGCUACAGGAUCCACACCAUUAACAUUGACAUGUACAACAGGAUCAUCAAAUCCUGCGUCUGAUAUAACAUGGAGAAACGGAUCACAAACACUUAAAAGUAAUCGUCCAUAUACGACAUCUACAGGAGUAAAUAAUGGAGUAGUGAGGUCACAACAACUUAUACUGUAUCCAACACGAUAUAUGGACGGUGAUGAUAUUACAUGUUCCGUGUCUAACAGUGUGUCACAGUCACCUGUUGUUGAUAAGAUAAAAGUCAAUUUGAAAUACCGCCCAUUAAUUAAGCCAAUGUCAGAUGUUAUUGUUGUUGAGGGAAAUAACACUCAGCUAAAAUGUUCUGCAUCUAGUAAACCAGCUUCAACAUUCAAAUGGUACAAACAAGGACAAGAACACAAAGUCUUUUUUCUUUUACAUCAGGGAACUGGGACAAUGGAGAAUAAUAAAUUAUCAUAUCCUUUAACAAAUGUGAGAAGAGGUGAUGCUGCAACAUAUACAUGUAUUGCCAAUAAUAGAAUAGAAAAUGCUGACAUCAAAAACGUUCGCCUUACAGUAUAUUAUCCUCCAGAUGUCUCGGCAACAACAACAAACACAACAAUUAAUGCUGCAAAAGUCAUUGUUACAUGUAACGCACAUGGUGUACCAAACAGUAGUUAUACAUACGGUAAAUGGGUUCAAACAUGGCCAGGAUACAAUACACCUAUAACAGAACAUAGUGGAAGUGAGAGACUAGAGCUUACAGGUUUAACAUAUGAACACUCUGGAAUAUACACAUGUACAGCUAGUAAUGGAAUUAAAGUAUUUGGCACAAACCAGGAAUAUAUGGAAGGAUCAGUACAAUUAGUUGUCAAAUCGUUUCCAAUCAUAACUAACUUUAGUAAAAUUACAUCAUCAAAGCUCAUGGAAAAUGCCACUGUAGACGUUUACUAUUUCUCAAAUGCAGCAGGAUCUAAUGUUAAGAUAUAUAGAAAUAAGAAUGGAGUGAGACUGGAAGAUGUUAGAUACAAUGUAACAGAGACAAAUGUACAAGUAAAUUUGAAAGUGUUUGGAAAUACCAUAAGAACAGCAGGAGUCAGGGCUAGGAUUUUAGUUCAUAUACAAACAAAAGAUGACACAGAAAGCUAUGAUGCUGUUGUGACAAAUGAAAUAAACUCUACUGUACGAUCAUUUGAAAUAGUGACAAAAGAUAUUCCAGCAGUCCCAAUGGAGUUUUAUUACUUUGGAAGAUGUACUGGUGUCGAUAUGUUCAUCUUCCAUGGUGGAUCUAAUGGUGGAUCACUUCAAACAUUUGUCAUAGAAACUCAGAUUAAGGGAACAAAUAUUUGGACCGAGCAACUGAGGUUUAAUGAAACAAAUGUAAGAUAUCUUCAAAAUGAACAAAUGCUAUAUAGGUUUGACAUCAAAGGAUUGCCGCCAGGCGUGUAUGACAUAAGAGUUUUAGCUGGAAACAAUGCCGGAUGGAUAGCUACAGACUUAGCUCCUAUGAUUGAAUUUACAGUCUAUGAACUAGAAAAAGAACAAUUACAACAACAACAAUCUGAUCACAAAGCAGUUAUAGUGGGAGGCUCGUUAUCUUUUGUAAUUGUGGGCAUACUUGUCGCCGGCGUCUUCAUAUUCAGGAAGAUGACAUAUGAACACGCAGAUAAGAAGACGUCAGAAAAUAGGAAGAGUUCUACAUAUGACAGUCUUCACACCCAACAAGGGGCUGGCACUACAUACUCUACUUUAACAAUUGGAACAGAUAGGAAGACGUCAGAAAAUACGGAGAGUUCUACAUAUUACAGUCUUCACACCCAACCAGGAGCUGGCACUACAUACUCCACUUUAACAAUUGAAACAGGUUCCAAAGGAGCGCCACAAGAUAAAAUGUAUGAAAAUCUAAAAACACAAUCUGCGCAUGACACAUCGCAAAUGUAAUGAAAGAGAAGCAGGGCAAACAAUCAAAAAAAGAUUAUUCGAAUUUUCCUUCCACGUUUUUAUGAUAGAAUGCUGAAAAUUGAUAUAUCGAGGAUGUAAAACAUCUUAUAAGAUAUAGAAGUUAUAAUGCCCAUGAACGUUAAGUUAAUUUUAAUGUAAAUUAAUUAAAACAUAUUAACGAGAAUGCUUAAUAAUGUUUUGCCAUUUAACUAGGAUUUGUUUGUUAUUAAUUUAAAACACUAUGAUAAAUCAAAAACAAUUCUUCUUCAAAUUUUAUUUUUAUACAACAUGCUUAUGGUGAGCUAUUAUGACCCUCGACCGUCCGUCGUCGUGCGUCAUGUGUCGUCAACAAUUUCUUAAACAUCUCUGAAACCAAUGACUACUUUACAGGAAUGAUCCUUUGAUGGUCCUGUUUUCAAAGUUGUUCAAGUGGUUCCGGUCUGUUUCCCAUUAGACGUAAAUAAAUAUUAUUACUAUCUAUAACAUGUAUCUGUUUCUUAACUUUUUGAAGGAAAAAUUACUGCAAAUAUUCCUUUUUUAUUUUUGUGACAUGUGUUUCAAAAAUUUUAGUUUAAGUAUUUGUUUUAAUUCAAAAAUAUUUUCUUAUGCCCCAAAACCAAAGAUUAUGACGGGAAAAAAAUUAAAAAUGCUAUUUCUUACGCCCUUUCUUUGCAAUUCAAUAAUAUUUAGACUUAUUUCACAGAAAACAAGCGAAAUGUGUUUUUUGGAAAUUCCCAUUGAAUCAUAAUUCUGGGAUAUGCUGUUUUAAUAUUAAGUUGACUCUACAAUUAUCAAUAUUAUUAUUUACAUGUGAGCAAAAAAUAGAUAAAUAUACAUUAUAUGAAUGUGUGUAUAUGUUUAAAUAUCUAUGAUUUUUAUACUGUAACCAUGAAUCUUCUGUAAUAGUUUAUAUUGUAAAUAUUUUACUUGUUCCAUUAUUAUUGUAUAAUUUGCAAAAAGUGUGCUCUUCUUUUGGAUGAAAUAAGGAUAAUAUUAUAUUAUUUGUGACUACUUUGUAGAUUUACAUAUGUUUCUAAUUACAAAUGUCAGCCAUUGCUGGAAAUACAAUUCUAUAAUGGUGAAAGAUUAAGAGAAUUCAAAACAACUUAUUAGCUGCAUGCUUCUUUAUGAGCCUACUUAUUGUAAGAAAAUCAAAAAUGAGAAAAACAUUCACCAAGAUUUAAGAACAAAUAAAGAUAUAUAUACUUGCCACCAGUUGCCCAUGUGGGCGAGCCCUCCCGAAGAGUAUUAGCCAUUUUUUUAUUUUGGAGAACAGUGCAAGAUACAGAUAUACUACAAAUAUAUUCUAAGUCAACAAAACUCAUGCAGAAUUUUCUAAUUCUAAUUCAUUCUAAUUCUAAAAAUAAUAAAGAUUUGAGAUUUUAAAAACAAAUAACCAAAUUAUUCGGUUCAUUUCGUUAAUUUUUGUAGUUAUUCAUACUUUGUUGACGCUAAAAAAUAGAAUUUGUUUAGAAUAGUGUAACAACAGGUACAGUGCUGUGUCUCGGGGAAAUACAGCACCUCCCGGGGUGUACAGAUUGUAAAUAAUACAUUGGUUUGUCAAAAACAGUAAAAAUAUCAUCCCGAGUAAAAUACUGUUACACGAGACGAGGGAUAAUAUUUUUGCUGUUACUCACAAACCUAUGUGUUAUAAAUAAAAACAAAUAGUUCAUCAGGACACUGUGUAUGUAGGUUUAUAUUUUUAAGAGUUUUACUCAUGUAACAUUGUACGCUUGAAUCAACAGUAAGAAUAACUGGCUUAUAUAACAUUGCAAAAAUAGUAAGGGGUAUUAAAAGACAGGCAUGUGUUAUCUUAAUGUUCUUACAUCGAGCCAAGAUUCUGCGUGUUGUUUCUUUCAAGGCCCUCCUCUAUUUCCAGACAUACUAUCCUGACCAGAACUUUGUCCAAACCACCAAUUACGAGACUGGUAAACUCAACAUCUGCCAGUUAUACCAAUAUCGUAUCAUUCUACAUGUCUACAGUCGUUAACAUAUUAAUUUAUUUGUUUCAUACCUUAGUAUAAGGGCAAGUUGAUUUUUUUAAGUUUAUGUUAAGUGCUUUGAUUGAGUGGUUAAAUGUUGAAGUAAUAAGAAAUGUAUCUGUAUAUAUGUAUAUAAAGCAGUUGAGAUAAGAAGAUGUAGAUAUAAUAUUUAGAUAGUAUAUUGUGUAACAUUCUUUAUUUAUUGACUGCCUAUGGUUGUACUGCUGCAUAUACAACGAAAAAAACAUACAUAUUCAUAUUUUCAACGAAUAAGUUUGUGUUUAACUUUAUGAGUAGUUUAACAUUUAAUUGUUGAUUUUAUCAUGGCUUUAAUUAAAUUCCUGGCUGCAUAUAAAACGUCAAAUGGCAUAUAAAUAUUUCUCUACAAGUUAAAGCAGCAGUACUUCCAUGUAUUUGUAAAUAGAAAAUUUUACGUACGUAUGUACCGACAUGAUAGAAAUUUGUUUAAUAUAUACAAAUAAUACCUAAAAAUAAGAAGAUGCAAAAUAAUGUUUUAUACUUAGUUUAUAUUUUAUAUCAAUCUUAAGAAACAUUUAAGAUUCAAUUAUGAACAAAAACAGAUAUUUUCAAAAGAUACACAAUUUUAAGAAAAACACAACUAUUCGUUUUUUUAUUGUUCUAGUCUCACUCUCAGACAUAUUCCUUUGAAAUAUAAGGGAAGUAAUUACGAAUCAAAUGCAUUAAAAUGUAAGAGAAGUGUAUCCUGUUUGUUUGCAUCUUAUUAUUUUUACAUAUACUUUGUUAACUAUAUUGACACAUUUAUUAUUGACUAUGCCAAUAUCAAUUUAUAUGUGUUUAUACCAAAAAAUGUACUAUGACCUAUAAUGGCUUUGUCAAUUGUGUAUUGUGAGAUUUAUGAAAGAAUAAAGCUUCUUCUUCUUCAGAG
This is a messenger RNA of Ruditapes philippinarum (Manila clam), 6234 nucleotides long. Its product is annotated as hemicentin-1-like. The record is from RefSeq and is a predicted model, not a curated record. The transcript has 17 exons. NCBI's taxonomy places the organism in Eukaryota, Metazoa, Mollusca, Bivalvia, Venerida, Veneridae. Bases 106 to 3345 code for a protein of 1079 amino acids.